Anolis carolinensis (green anole) is the source of this 4734-nucleotide messenger RNA. RefSeq names its product ubiquitin protein ligase E3A (gene ube3a). The record is from RefSeq and is a predicted model, not a curated record. Gene Ontology annotation, biological process: protein polyubiquitination; ubiquitin-dependent protein catabolic process. NCBI's taxonomy places the organism in Eukaryota, Metazoa, Chordata, Lepidosauria, Squamata, Anolidae. The transcript is spliced from 14 exons. Bases 491 to 3172 code for a protein of 893 amino acids. Gene Ontology annotation, molecular function: ubiquitin protein ligase activity.
AUCCGGCCUCGCGCCCUCCCUGCCUCAGCGCCGCCUCCGCCUCGCUGCGGCCUAGCCCCAGAAGAGGCCGCCAGGGGAAGCAGGAGCGCGACGGGCUGCUAGGCCUCGCAAGAGGGCGCCGAGCGUGUGGUGGGCCCAGGGCGGGAAGCCCGGCCGAGCCAGGUAUUCAGCCAAACAGAAUCCAAUUUGGCAGCGUGCAAGUGCAACCUGCUGAAGCACUGGAAGAACAUGCAAUGGAAGUUUUCAGCUGGAGAGCAGAAAGCCAAUGGGUGGCCUCGGGGUGCUGUGGGUACGAGUGUUGCUGAAUAAUCACAGGUUGACAACGACAUGACAGAGUAGAAGAUCAGCCUUACAUCUUAUACCAGUGAAACCAGAUCACAGGAAACAAUUGAAAGCACUAUUAAUCCUAUGGUUGGCCUAGUAGAAGACAACUGGCGAGGAUCUGUUUUUAAUCAACGGCACAAAAUUGUGAUCACCCCAAUGUCACCGAAUGGCCACAGCUUGUAAGAGAUCACCAGGAGAACCUCACUCUGAAACCAUUGAAGCUAGCCGAAUGAAGCGAGCAGCUGCAAAGCAUCUAAUAGAACGCUACUACCAUCAGUUAACUGAGGGCUGUGGAAAUGAAGCCUGCACAAAUGAAUUUUGUGCUUCCUGUCCAACUUUUCUUCGUAUGGAUAACAAUGCAGCAGCCAUUAAAGCCCUCGAGCUUUAUAAGAUUAAUGCAAAACUCUGUGAUCCUCAUCCCUCCAAGAAAGGAACAAGCUCAGCUUAUCUAGAAAACAAUUCCAAAGGUGCCCAUAACAACUCUUGCACUGACAGAAAAAUGAACAAGAAGGAAAUCCAAGGCCCAAGAGAUGAUUUUAAAGGUUUUUCUGGUUUUGUCUCUGAAUUUCUAGAUGUGACUUUCUUAACAGAAGAAAAAGUAUAUGAAAUUCUUGAACUAUGUAGGGAAAAAGAGGACUAUUCUCCUUUAAUCCGUGUCAUUGGCAGAGUAUUUUCUAGCGCUGAAGCAUUGGUACAGAGUUUUCGAAAAGCCAAGCAACAUACUAAAGAAGAACUAAAGUCUCUUCAAGGAAAAGAUGAAGAUAAAGAUGAAGAUGAAAAGGAAAAGGCUGCAUGUUCUUCUGCCAUGGAAGAAGAUGUUGUGGCCCCGUCAUCGUCGUCGUCAUCAUCAUCAUCAAGAAUAGGUGAUAAUGCACAGGGGGAUAACAACCUACAAAAAUUAGGCCUAGAUGAAGUCUCUGUAGACAUUGAUGCAGUCAGACGGGUCUACAAUAGAUUACUUUCUAAUGAAAAAAUAGAAACUGCCUUUUUAAAUGCACUUGUGUACUUGUCACCCAAUGUGGAAUGUGACUUGACUUACCAUAAUGUGUACUCUCGAGAUCCUAACUAUCUCAACUUGUUUAUUAUUGUUAUGGAAAAUGGUAACCUUCAUAGUCCUGAGUACCUGGAAAUGGCAUUGCCAUUGUUUUGUAAAGCGAUGAGUAAGUUACCCCUUGCAGCUCAAGCAAAACUGGUCAGAUUGUGGUCAAAGUACAGUGCAGACCAGAUUCGACGAAUGAUGGAAACAUUUCAACAGCUUAUUACUUACAAAGUCAUAAGCAAUGAAUUCAACAGUCGUAAUUUAGUGAAUGAUGAUGAUGCCAUUGUUGCUGCUUCAAAGUGCUUAAAAAUGGUUUACUAUGCAAACGUAGUAGGAGGGGAUGUGGACACAGAUCACAAUGAAGAGGAAGAUGAAGAGCCUAUUCCAGAAUCCAGUGAGCUAACACUUCAAGAACUGCUAGGCGAGGAAAGAAGAAAUAAAAAAGGGCCUCGGGUAGAUCCACUGGAAACUGAACUUGGUGUAAAAACUAUAGAUUGCCGAAAACCACUUAUCCCCUUUGAAGAGUUUAUCAAUGAACCACUGAAUGAUGUUUUGGAAAUGGACAAAGAUUAUACAUUCUUCAAAGUAGAAACAGAAAACAAAUUCUCCUUUAUGACGUGCCCCUUUAUAUUGAAUGCUGUUACCAAGAACCUGGGAUUGUAUUAUGACAACAGAAUCCGUAUGUACAGUGAACGACGUAUUACGGUGCUCUACAGUUUAGUUCAAGGACAGCAGCUAAAUCCAUAUUUGCGACUCAAAGUGAGACGUGAUCACAUCAUUGAUGAUGCACUUGUGCGGUUAGAAAUGAUUGCCAUGGAAAAUCCAGCAGAUUUGAAAAAACAAUUGUAUGUGGAAUUUGAAGGAGAACAGGGAGUUGAUGAAGGAGGAGUUUCCAAAGAGUUUUUUCAGCUAGUUGUAGAGGAAAUCUUCAACCCCGAUAUUGGAAUGUUCACAUAUGAUGAAGCUACAAAAUUGUUUUGGUUUAACCCAUCCUCUUUUGAAACUGAGGGGCAGUUUACACUGAUUGGGAUUGUAUUGGGUCUGGCCAUUUAUAAUAACUGCAUUCUGGAUGUCCAUUUUCCAAUGGUGGUCUACAGGAAAUUAAUGGGCAAAAAAGGAACUUUCCGUGAUCUGGCAGACUCUCAUCCUGUUCUCUAUCAAAGCUUAAGAGAUUUGUUGCAGUAUGAAGGAAGUGUAGAAGAUGAUAUGAUGAUAACUUUCCAAAUAUCUCAUACGGAUCUUUUUGGUAAUCCAAUGAUGCAUGAUUUGAAGGAAAAUGGAGAUACAAUCCCUAUUACAAAUGAGAACAGAAAGGAAUUUGUCAAUUUGUAUUCUGACUACAUUCUCAACAAAUCAGUAGAGAAGCAAUUCAAGGCCUUUCGGAGAGGAUUCCACAUGGUAACCAACGAGUCUCCCCUAAAAUAUUUAUUUCGACCUGAGGAGAUUGAAUUGCUUAUUUGCGGAAGUAGGAAUCUAGACUUUCAAGCCCUAGAAGAAACUACAGAGUAUGAUGGUGGCUAUACCAGAGAUUCUCUUAUUAUUAGAGAAUUUUGGGAAAUUGUCCACGCAUUUACAGAUGAGCAAAAAAGACUGUUCCUUCAGUUUACAACAGGCACAGACAGAGCACCAGUAGGAGGACUUGGAAAACUAAAGAUGAUUAUAGCCAAAAAUGGCCCUGACACAGAACGGUUACCCACAUCUCAUACAUGCUUUAAUGUCCUCUUGCUACCGGAGUACUCCAGUAAAGAAAAACUUAAGGAGAGAUUGUUGAAGGCCAUCACGUAUGCCAAAGGAUUUGGCAUGCUAUAAUGAAAUCAAUAAAAUAACAAAAGGGAUAAAUAAAUUGGUGGUGAUGGUGUCCCUGUCCAAAAAUAAACAAAAAGAAUAAAAGAAUACCCCACAAAGGCCAUAAGAUAAUAGUGAGCUACCGUAGUCACCUGUGUUUGUGCCUCCCUUCUUCACUUGGGGACUUUGGGCUGGAACAGCAGAUUUCAGCUGCUUCUAUGAACAAAUUAUUUUCUUUUAGUGUGAAAGUGUUACAUAUUCUUUCACUUGUAUGUACAGAGAGGUUUUCCUGAAUAUUUAUUUUAAAGGGUUAAAUCACUUUGCUUGUGUUUAUUACUGCUUGAAGUUGAGCCUUUUUGAGUAUUUACCAGAAAACGAAACUGUACUCUCCCAAGGAAAAUAUUGCCAUCAUUUGUAGAUUGUGUAAUCUUUACGUAUGUGCUACAUUUUUGUCCCAGUUAUCGAAUCAAAAUCAGGAACUGUACUUUUUUGAACAGUUUUGCUUUUGAAACUUGAAUUCUUGGGAAGCAAAAUGGUGUGAUGCAAUGACUGCUGUUCUAGCCCCCAAAGAAAUUUAUGGAAAGUCUUUUGAAUCAAUAAAGAUGGAAGGGAGAACUUGGAAUGUUAAACUGCAGCCUUUGAGAACUUUACUUUAGUCACAGCACAACAAUUAAAAAAACUCAUUUCACUAUACAUGUCGUCUUUCACAUGUCUUGUCUUGUGGCAUACCGUGUUUUUAAUUUAGCAGGGAUUUUUAGCUGUGUGGAAGUAUACAUGUGGGAUUAUUUUCUUUUUUUAAAAAAGUUUACUGGGAAAGGUGCAUUUUCAGCCAAACUACAUUAGAAUAGAAUGAAUUGUAUUGUGAGAGAAAUCAAAACAGUGGGUCUAUCAGCAAGCAUGUAAGUAAAGUGCACUUAAAAUGACAUUUUAAUUGCCUAAUAUGUUGACAUUUUAAAUAGACAAUCUAGUCUUCCCUGCAGUCUUAACUAUUUGUUUCUAUUAUCAAGGCAUACGAUCAGUGCUGUAGCAAAGGAAUGCCUUUUUCCACUCCUCUUCUAGCAAUAGGAGGAAAAUAAUUGAACAUUUUAAGAACAAGUUUGCAUUGUAAUGCUCCCAAAUAUUCAUUGUAUGUGUAGAACGUAUAUCCUUAGAUCACUUCCAUGAUCUUUUUACAUCACACACCAUAAGUUUGGAAUGUAUAUCUUGAUCCCGCGCAAGGAGGGGGGGAUCCCUCAUCGUCUGACAGACUGUCCCCGCACUCUGGUAAUCGCUGCUGUUACAAUAAGAAAUAAAGGAACUGUACAUUUUUAACCUAAACAAUGUAAUUGGCAUACCUCUCCUUACUGUGACAACUGAUGUGCAGAACUGAGCUUGUGCCUUGGUGAUUGCUAGGUCUGGUUUGUACAUAGCAAAAUCAGCAUGAUGUGGGCAAAAUUGGUUCUUAUUCAAAAGGCAAAAUUUUUACAUCACUGAAGGGAGAAUCUAUGUCUUUCAGGAUGACUUUAUUAAAUUCUUUUUGGUAAUAGAAAUAGGCAUCUGUUAUGUAACUGUAAUGCUAAAUAAAGCAUUGAUGGUUUUCCACCAUG